AUGGCAAUCACCGACAAGUCCGAUCUUCCGCUGUUGCAGCCUCGCAUCAGUCCUCUGCUGGACGUCAACAGCGUUUCACAAUCUUCAACAUCUCCACUGCAAUCGAUUUGGGAGAACUUCCACGCUGACCGCUUUAAGCUGCGGUCCAUUGGCUCUGUGCUUAUGUGGAUCGCACUGGGGAGUUUUGUCAGUUCCGCGGUGCUUGCACCUAAGAAACUCGUCGAUUACACGCACAACGGGGUGUCGAUGCACGCGGUCCAAGACCAACUCGACUUGAUGGCAGCGUGUCCGCCCGACGGUAAAGGGGAGGGCGACGUAGACGUGGUUCAAACCAACAAAGGUGCCGGUUGGUUCCUUGGUGGCAACGACCCCGAGCACGUACUGUCACCGCUACCGGAAGUUACGUCGUUAGACGAUUUUCCUGAGCGUUGGGACUGGCGCGACUAUAACAAGACGGGUAUCAGCUUGACCACUAGCGUCAUGAACCAAAUGGUGCCCCGUGCUUGUGGGUCUUGCUGGGCGUUCGCUACGGUUAGUGCGCUGUCGGAUCGAAUUCGGAUUGCGCGGUUCAAAACGACCGGCCGCCUUGACACAGAGGUGCUGCUAUCGCCACAAGUCUUACUCGACUGCGGUAUGCGAUCGUUUGGGUCGUGUCACGGUGGAGAUCCGCGAUAUGCACACAAAUGGAUCCAUGAAAAUGGUAUUGUCGACUUGACGUGCAACCCAUACAUUGCCUCGCAUCCGUCGUGGAUGGGAAGAGGUGACUGCGCGGCGACGCAAUGCCACACAUGCAAUCUGAAAGGUGAAUGCUUCGUGUUGGAGGACCCAAUCAAAUAUCGCAUCUCGGAGUACGGCACACUCAACUUUGCGACGUCGGAGGAAUUCCAGCUUCAGGCGAUGAACGAGAUCUACCACCGUGGCCCCAUCGUUGUAAGCAUGUACUCACUGUCACCGGAAUAUCGUCAAUAUAAAGGAGGUUACAUCCUGCGCGACUCAACCAAGUACCCUGGCACUACCCACGUCGUGAGUCUCGUCGGAUGGGGUACCGACGUGAAGACGGGUGUCAAGUAUUGGAUCGUUCGCAACUCGGACGGUACCAAUUGGGGGGACCGGGGCUUCUUCCUCGCUGAAAGAGGGGUGAACAUUUACAAUAUGGAAAGUCAUGGAGCGUGGGCUGUUCCUAUUGUGUAG
This is a messenger RNA of Phytophthora infestans T30-4, 1191 nucleotides long. Its product is annotated as cathepsin, cysteine protease family C01A, putative. The transcript has a single exon. The record is from RefSeq and is a predicted model, not a curated record. Gene Ontology annotation, cellular component: lysosome. Gene Ontology annotation, molecular function: cysteine-type endopeptidase activity. The coding region runs from base 1 to 1191 and encodes 396 amino acids. Lineage: Eukaryota; Oomycota; Peronosporomycetes; Peronosporales; Peronosporaceae.